AACUGGUUCCAUUAAGAGCUCUAUGAAAACUUUCAUUGUUCUCAAUUACACUGCAAAAUAGAACUAAAACAAGUAGAAAUGGGUGGGAUGGAUGAUUACCAUAGAAAACCUUCACAACAACAAAGCUCUUCGAUCCGGAACAAGCUCAAGAUCAUCUUAUUAGUCCUCUCGACCAAUAUCCUCACCAUCUACCUCGUGGCCGGACCUUCGGCGAACUUCAAACUGUCGAAAUACGGCCCGAAGUUUCAAUUCUUUGACUCUGAAACACUCCUCCAUGAGCUCAACUCCACACAAGCCAAACUCUCUUCAAGCCAGACCGAAAUGGUGGAGCUCCGGCGUCGUCUCAUGACCUCUAACUCACUCUUAGAAACACUCCUGACUGAGUUUGGAAAAGCUCAGAAGGAGAAGGCAUUGCCGGAGGAGUCAGAUGGUUGGCGACACAAGCUUUCCGGUGAGCUUAAGCUUGCUGUAGGUCCUCACAAACUCCCUUUAGGCUUCACACCGAAUCUUGGCGCUGAUGAGAUUUAUCCUGCUCUUGGCACUGCUUGCCGGAGAUACCAAGAAGAGCUGAUGCAGUACAUGAGCUAUCAAAUUGGCGGAGAAUGCCCCGCUGAUGAUGUUUUCGCGCAGCAUUUGAUGCUCAAGGGUUGUGAGCCACUUCCUCGCCGGAGAUGCCACCUGAAGCCCCCUGCUGGUUAUGUUGAACCAUCUCCAUUUCCGGAGAGUCUCUGGAGCAUACCUCCAGACUCUAGCAUCACCUGGGAUGCAUAUACCUGCAAGAACUAUCAAUGUCUUGUUGAGAGAAACAAGGACAAGGGAUCUUAUGACUGCAAGGACUGCUUUGAUCUUAAUGGAAGGGAGAAGACAAGGUGGACCUUUGACAAUGGUGAGCUUGACUAUGGAAUUGAGCAGGUGCUGAAGAUGAAGCCGAAGGGGACCAUACGUAUCGGUCUUGACAUUGGAGGUGGAUCCGGAACAUUUGCUGCGAGAAUGAGAGAGCAUGAGGUUACCAUUGUCACCACAACAAUGAACUUCGAUGGCCCGUUCAAUAACUUCAUUGCAUCACGAGGGCUUGUGCCGCUGCACAUCAGUGUCGCGAAUCGGCUUCCUUUCUUUGAGAAUACGCUUGACAUCGUGCAUUCGAUGCAUGUGCUGAGCAACUGGAUCCCCGACGUGAUGUUGGAGUUUGCGCUGUUUGAUAUUUACAGGGUGCUGAGACCAGGCGGGCUGUUCUGGCUUGAUCACUUCUUCUGCAUCGGAAAUCAGCUCAACUCCACGUAUGUGCCUACGUUUGAUCGGAUUGGGUUCAAAAAAUUGAGAUGGAAUGCAGGGAGGAAGCUCGACAGAGGGAUCGAAAAGAAUGAGUGGUACAUCUCUGCCCUACUUGAGAAACCAAUGACUUGAAUUAGAACAUCCAAACUUACAGCAAAAUAGCAGUACCUUAACUUGGUCUUUUAGUCUUUCAGUU
This is a messenger RNA of Dioscorea cayenensis subsp. rotundata (Guinea yam), 1468 nucleotides long. RefSeq lists its product as uncharacterized. Gene Ontology annotation, molecular function: methyltransferase activity. NCBI's taxonomy places the organism in Eukaryota, Viridiplantae, Streptophyta, Magnoliopsida, Dioscoreales, Dioscoreaceae. The record is from RefSeq and is a predicted model, not a curated record.